Messenger RNA from Helianthus annuus (common sunflower), 498 nucleotides. RefSeq lists its product as uncharacterized. The record is from RefSeq and is a predicted model, not a curated record. The coding region runs from base 1 to 498 and encodes 165 amino acids. NCBI's taxonomy places the organism in Eukaryota, Viridiplantae, Streptophyta, Magnoliopsida, Asterales, Asteraceae. The transcript has 3 exons.
AUGCCAGAGGUUUUUAUGUCAACUGUGGAAGAUAGAAAGCUUGAAGAUAUAAAACAAGUGGAAUAUGGGCUUGAAGGCUACUUCAAAUUUGGAGUAGGUUGUUCUUUUAUCAUGUGGACAAUUCAAGUUUGGAUAUCCCAAAUUUUGCUUAUAGAUAUGGAUACACAUAAUAUGAUUUACAAGAUGAUGAUUGUGAAAGGAAUUGAACAAGUAAGACAACAAGGAGAAUAUGAAUCUCUCCACCGUGUAAAUAUUGGAUUCGGUACAUGGGAAUUUGAUCCAACAGAAAUUGAGAACCCGUUUACAGAAAACGAAGAGUUUGUUCAUAUCUGGCAGGGUGAUGAAGAUAUUCUUGUGCCUGUGACACUUCAACAGAAUAUAGCCCAACAACUUCCAUGGAUAAAGUAUCACGAGCUCACAAGUGUGGGUCACAUGUUCCCUUAUGCUGAAGGGAACAGUGAUGCAAUCCUAAAAGCACUUCUUCUUGGCCAAAGUUAG